GCGCGGCGCAGCGCGGGGCUCGGCCCGGGCCAUGGGGCUGCGGGGCCGCCGCCGCCGCCUCCUGCUGCCGCUGCUGGGGCUGCUGCUGGGGCUCGGGCUGGGGCUGCUGCCCGGCGCGGCGCGCGGCUUCGGGGAGGACGAGGAGCGGCGCUGCGAUGCCAUCCGCAUCGCCAUGUGCCAGAACCUGGGCUACAACGUCACCAAGAUGCCCAACCUGGUGGGGCACGAGCUGCAGGCGGACGCGGAGCUGCAGCUCACCACCUUCACCCCGCUCAUCCAGUACGGCUGCUCCAGCCAGCUCCAGUUCUUCCUUUGUUCAGUCUAUGUUCCAAUGUGCACAGAGAAGAUUAACAUCCCAAUAGGUCCCUGCGGUGGCAUGUGCCUUUCCGUCAAAAGAAGAUGUGAACCUGUUCUGAAAGAAUUUGGAUUUGCCUGGCCAGACAGUCUAAACUGCAGUAAAUUCCCACCCCAAAAUGACCAUAACCACAUGUGUAUGGAGGGUCCAGGGGAUGAAGAGGUUCCCCUUCACAGCAAGACAUCCUUGCAGCCAGGAGAAGAGUGUCACACAAUGGGAUCUAAUUCAGAGCAGUAUAUCUGGGUAAAAAGAAGCCUGAGCUGUGUCCUUAAGUGUGGCUAUGAUGCUGGUCUCUAUAGCAGAUCAGCUAAGGAAUUCACUGAUAUCUGGAUGGCCGUGUGGGCUAGCCUGUGCUUCAUAUCAACGGCCUUCACAGUCCUGACCUUCCUGACUGAUUCGUCCAGGUUUUCCUACCCUGAGCGCCCCAUCAUAUUUCUGAGCAUGUGCUACAAUAUUUAUAGCAUUGCUUAUAUUGUGAGGCUGACUGUAGGCCGGGAAAGGAUAUCCUGUGAUUUUGAAGAGGCAGCAGAACCUGUUCUUAUCCAAGAAGGUCUUAAGAACACAGGAUGUGCUAUAAUUUUCUUACUGAUGUAUUUUUUUGGGAUGGCUAGCUCCAUCUGGUGGGUGAUUCUGACAUUAACAUGGUUUCUAGCAGCAGGACUCAAAUGGGGCCAUGAGGCUAUAGAAAUGCACAGCUCCUAUUUCCAUAUUGCAGCCUGGGCUAUCCCUGCAGUGAAGACCAUAGUCAUCUUGAUUAUGAGACUGGUAGAUGCAGAUGAGCUCACUGGUCUGUGUUAUGUCGGCAACCAGAACCUAGAUGCACUCACUGGCUUUGUCGUUGCUCCGCUUUUCACCUACUUGGUUAUUGGAACUUUAUUCAUAGCAGCAGGUUUAGUGGCCUUAUUUAAAAUCAGGUCUAAUCUUCAAAAAGAUGGGACUAAAACUGACAAGCUGGAAAGACUGAUGGUCAAAAUUGGUGUCUUUUCCGUUCUAUACACUGUCCCAGCUACAUGUGUAAUUGCAUGUUACUUCUAUGAAAUCUCCAACUGGGCUAUCUUCCGCUAUUCAGCGGAUGAUUCCAAUAUGGCAGUGGAGAUGCUCAAAAUUUUCAUGUCUCUGCUGGUGGGUAUCACAUCUGGCAUGUGGAUUUGGUCUGCCAAGACUCUGCACACGUGGCAGAAGUGCUCUAACAGACUGGUGAACUCAGGGAAAGUGAAACGAGAGAAGAGAGUGGAUGGUUGGGUGAAACCUGGGAAAGGGAAUGAGACUGUGGUGUAAACAAAACCUCUGUGCUGACAUCUCUUCCAAGAAGGACUUGUGUAUAAACACUUGCAGUAGAAAUGUUGCUGGGGUGGUAUGGGGAGGUAAAGUACAAAAUCUGUCUCUGAAAAGAAACCUUAAAGAAUAAGCAAUAAUUUCAAAAACAGAAUAAUCAUAAAGCACGCUGCCCAAAAUACAAAAGCCCGGGGAGGCUUUGAAAGCUGUGAAAAAUCUGAAUGUCACAUUUUUGUAAAGCAGGUUGCAAUAUAUUAGUGUCAUUAGAAGCCACAGGGUCUUGCAUCUUGUUACUUGGGUUGCCGAUUUUCCUGAAUCAUGUUACAGUGCAUGGAGGAUGAGGGCCAAAUUCUGGGCUGGGUUAGGGUCCAAUCCUGUGAGGCAAUGGGUGCUCUCAGCUUCAAUUGACAGCAUCACUCCCUUUGAAUUCAGUGUCUUAAGGGAUGUGGUCAGCACCUUUUAGGAUUGGACCCAUAGCCGAUACAGCCUGUUGCCUUCAUCAGUGUUGCACGGUGCAUAAUUCAGCCAAAGAUUAGGUCCUCAUGCAAAUGCCAGCGAAGCUUUCCAGGUAUAAAAACAACUCAAACAGGGAAUUUGUAGGAUUCGGUUAGGUGUUAGGAUGGAUUGCUGUAUAGCUCAGCUGACAACCUAAUACUAACCUCUACAUUGGCACGCGCUUUGCUCUCUAAAACAUCAGUACUUCAUUUGAUGUGUUUAGAAGCUUCACUCAGUACUUUCUUUUAUCAGAAGUAGAUUAACUGGGAGAUUGAAGCAUAACAGCAUAUAUAGUUUCCAUUUAUCUCCCUGCCCCCUUUUAUCCUUUUUUGAUAACCUGGCUAUUUCCAGACUCUGACUACUUUAUUCCUUUGCAUUAAUAACUUAGGGUUUUUCUUUUAAUAGCUCUCCUUCCUACUGCAAUAUACAGCUGAGGGAAAGUGAAUGAAGGCUCACUUUGGACAAACUCUUUAUUCAGCAGAACAUGUAGUUUUUCUCCAAGUAAACUUAUCUGGCUCUCCCCGGAGACCUAUUGCAUUAAGCAAUUAAGACUUAAUAUAUUUCACUCUGUGUGAUUACAUCUAUGCAGACGCCAGUCUGGGAAAAGUGAAAUGUUAAGUUACUUGGCAACUUCAUGUUAACACAGAUCAUUCGUAUAAGUGUGUGUGUCAAUUAAAAAUAAAAGAACAUUCUCCAGCCAUGACAUAGCAGUACAGCUGACUGGCUCAAACUGAUGGUCACUGAAAGUGACUUAAAAAAAAAUUUUUAUAUGUAAGAAUGUAAUCAGACUUCAGCAACAAUGGAGACAUUUUCCUUUUUGAAAAGGGCUCCAUGGAGAAGAAAUCCAACUUCUUCUUGGUGAGUAAUAUGUUUCCUAGUUAGUGGCAAGGUUCCUUGCCCUUGGCAUGUCAUGUUCAUAGGGAGCAUGAGACUAAUGAAUGCCACAGUCCAGCUUGAUUAACAGGAAGUAUAAUGUAAACCUAAAUAAAGAGCAGCAUUUAAGUGCUCCCCUUGAAAGACCCACCAGUAGCUUCCCCUGUGUGCCCUAAAAUCUUGCUUUGUCUUCAGUGUAUGGCAGUGAUUCUCAAACUUUUGUACUGGUGACCCCUUUCACAUAGCAAGCCUCUGAGUGUGACCCCCCCUUAUAAAUGGAAAAACAUUUUUUAAUAUAUUUAAUACCAUUAUAAAUGCUAGAGGCAAAGCAGGGUUUGGGCUGGAGGCUGACAGCUUGCGACGCCCCCAUGUAAUGACCCAGUUUGACAACCCCUGGUGUAUGGGUGCCUGAUCAAGGGAGAUGCUGAGUGCCUUCAAUUUCUGUGGACUUAAGUGGUAGCUGAGGGUUCUGUGGUCUUUUGUAGGAUGAGGCAGGCCUGAAAGGGGUCCCCCCUCUAUCUCUCAAACUGUGUUAAAGGCCUGCAUUGUGUCUGUGUUGAAAUAUGUGCUUAAAAACAAAACAACCUCAUUUCAGUCUGCGCAGUUGGGAUCAGUCACUAGCAGAGCAAGUGACAACUUGACUCAUUCUACCCACAACACACCAUUAUUUUGAUCAGCUCUAUGUACUAGCUGAGUGUUCCAAAUCCAAUCCUUUAUCAAGUCUCUUCUGUUGGAUGGUAAUGCCUUGUUGGAUCUAUGUAUUCUGGUCUGGAAACAGUUUUGCAAGAAUGAAAGCUGUGGAUGGCUGGGCUUCACCAUGAUGCUUGAUCUAUUUACGAUUGAAAUGAGGAUGCCAAAUCAGAAGCUAGCUCUAAAUUCUGAGGGGUGAAGGCGAGAAAGUGAGUGCGCCAAAUUCAUCCAGGAGUCCCUCCAGUGAAGUCACUGGUUAAGGACGCUCGGGGAUUCAUACACACUGAACUUCAUGCUAUUUGAUGUGAUUGACCUAUACACUUUUAUCCUCGUCAUCCCAGAAUUUAAGGGAUGACCUUUCCUGUUAUCAUUGAAUUUCAGAGCAUGACUCAGUAGAUCUCUUACUAGAAUGAUAGCACUGGUGAUUAGUGACAUCUGAAAGUGAGUCAGAUGAGGAUGAUGUUUCCUUACAUUGCAGGGUGAGGGGAAGAUAAAUCCAUGAAAGUUGUGAGGCACUCAGAUAGUAUGGGGAUAGCAGCCACAUAGUGACCAUUCUCCCUUGGAGGCAUUGUGCCUGUCUGAGGCACGGUGGGCCUAAAUUCUCUUGCAGUUAUGUACCAGAGCUCAGUGAAUUUCUUCCUGAUUUACUUCCAGGUAAUGAGGCAGAGCAUCUGACCCAGGGCCGCAGAAGCCCCUCUGAAAAGGCACAACUUAACUAUGUGCAUUUACCUUGCUAUUCUAGUUGUUCGGGCAUUUGUUAUUGGAAAAGCCACUCUAGAUCAAGUCUGAAGCACGUAGUUACGAAGACUGAAUAUCGGCAACUCGGUUUCUCUCAUUUCAACGUAGUUAUGAAUUUAAAACCAAACAAUGUGUGACUAAUCCUGCCUUGGAAUUGCAGUUGCUGUGGCUAUAGAGCUCAAAACUUUACAACAGUUACUUUUUCUGCCGAAUCCCUUCUCCUUUCUCUCUCACGCCAGUCCCAACCCCAGUUGGUGUUUUGUGCUGACGUACAGGAUUCUGAAAUGUCUGACAGACAGGUACAAGCGAAACUACUUAUGAUAGAGCUUCAGAAAGAGAAACUAACUUGUUGAAGGGAAUGGACACUGAUAAUUUUUUAGAUGUACAGAAAGUAUAUCUGCAUUGAUGUAUGUACUGUAAAUUUCUAAUUUAUCACUGUACAAAAAACUUUGCUAUUUAAUUUUUCUAUCAAAAUAAAAUUUUGUUAACCUCUGUG
Molecule: messenger RNA, 4922 nt
Organism: Caretta caretta (loggerhead turtle)
Lineage: Eukaryota; Metazoa; Chordata; Testudines; Cheloniidae
Gene: FZD4
Product: frizzled class receptor 4
Biological process (GO): canonical Wnt signaling pathway; retina vasculature morphogenesis in camera-type eye; non-canonical Wnt signaling pathway
Cellular component (GO): plasma membrane
Molecular function (GO): Wnt receptor activity; Wnt-protein binding
Source: RefSeq, a predicted model, not a curated record